Messenger RNA from Epithele typhae, 2553 nucleotides. Its product is annotated as WD40 repeat-like protein. Gene Ontology annotation, cellular component: Cul4-RING E3 ubiquitin ligase complex. The record is from RefSeq and is a predicted model, not a curated record. Gene Ontology annotation, biological process: proteasome-mediated ubiquitin-dependent protein catabolic process. The transcript has 16 exons. Lineage: Eukaryota; Fungi; Basidiomycota; Agaricomycetes; Polyporales; Epitheliaceae. Gene Ontology annotation, molecular function: protein binding. Bases 1 to 2553 code for a protein of 850 amino acids.
AUGAGUCGGUCUGGCAACACCGAGUUGGAAUCGAUAGAAGCUCAGGUAGAAGACGAGGACGACGAGGACUAUGUCGAUGAGGAUGAAGACGACGAGAUGUACGGUUCUGAGAUGGUCCGAGAGAGGUACAAGCCUUCGGUUACUGCCCCGCAGGAAAAGGGCAUGGAGCUACUUUUUGGUGGGGAGUUUGGAAAGAUCCAUCAUCAGCUGCAGUCCCGCGCUGGCCUUAACAACCUCGCACGAAACGUGAUAUCAAGGUCUCUGAGUUCUCGUCCAAUGCGGAAGGAGGAUCUAGCAUGUGACUUGAUUCCCAACUCUAGUGGCACUGCGGUUGCAUCCUAUGACUCAAACGCUUAUGUGGGACAGUAUUCAUCCGAUUCCACAUUCUAUUAUACUUGCGGGAGAAGUUUUAAAAUUCACGUAUACGAUACCACCAAACCGCUUCGGACCGACCUCCGCCAAGUUCGUGGCUCCCGCGAUGGGCACGCGACUUCUAUGGAAGUCAUCAAAACAGUCAACGCCGUGCCCGGUGGAUGGACUAUCACCGAUUCUCAUCUCAGUCCUGACAAUCAGCGGAUGAUAUAUGCUUCUGUUACGAACGUCGUCCACAUGACAUCUACAGCAGAUUCGUCAGCAGAGCAAAUACCAAUAGACUUCAGUGACCCGUCACCAAGACGAGGGCGCAGGAAUAUUGGUGCCCAUUGGUACGAGCGAGACGAUUGCAGCAUAUGGAGCUGCAAGUUUUCGGCGGAUGGCUGUGAGGUCAUCGCUGGCGGGAGCAGUAACAUAUUCGUCUAUGAUCUCCUCGCAGAUAGGCGAACUGUCAAGAUAGAUGCACACACUCAGGACGUGAAUAGCUGCUGCUGGGCGGAUACCGCUUCUGGAAAUGUCCUCGUCAGUGCGUCUGACGAUACUUUCGUGAAGGUUUGGGAUCGUCGGUCAUUAUCCAACAAGAAACCCUCGGGAGUACUCAUAGGAAAUACAGAAGGCAUCACCUAUGUGUCUGCCAAAGGCGAUGGCCGGUAUGUCAUCUCCAACGGCAAAGAUCAGAUCCUUCGGCUUUGGGACCUUCGCAUGAUGAGAACCAAUCAUGAGUACGAGGAAGUCGCGGACAAGCAAUAUGGCAUCCCCCACUACGACUAUCGUGGUGACCGCUAUCCACACCAGAGGUACAAAGCCCACCCACUGGAUUGUAGCGUCAUGAAGUACACCGGUCACAGCGUACUUCGUACCCUCAUACGGUGUCACUUUAGUCCUACGGAGACCACCGGCCAGCAAUACAUUUACUCGGGUUCUGCUGAUGGUCGCAUUCAUAUAUGGUCGCUCGAUGGACGGGUCGUGCAAGUACUCGAUCGUUCCUUCACCUUGCCCAUAGGCCUGGACCCAUCCGAUGUAGACGUCGGUGACUUCGCUCAAUCGAGGGUACAGCCAUGUGUUCGAGACGUCAGUUGGCACUCACAGGCGAGUCAACCUAUCCUCAUGAGCACGGGAUGGCUGGGGGUUAACUGGGGAAGGUCAGAUGGUAGCGUUGUUGCGCGGCAUGAGUGGAAGGGGUUGACGAAGAUCCGCGGCGGUCUGGAAGAUCUCGUAGAGCGGGAAAGGUUGGAGCGGGGUGGCCAAUCGCGCACUUUGCGACAACGUAUGCCAGGCGCCUUUGAACCCGAAUCCCCCUUGUCGGAUGGUACCAUGCUCGUCACCUCGGAUAAAGAAGCUCGCAUAGGCACUCCUGUUCCCCCACUCGAGGCGGACCUAAACAACCAUGGAUUCCCGCGCGGUUACUUCAUGCUUCGGUCGAUCGGGACUGACCGUGUUCUCGACGUUACCCAGGGCUUCAGCGAAGACGGCACACCCGUCAUUCUCUGGCCAUCCACGGAGAGCUCUUUGGUGGACUCGAUGAGGCGUCCAGAGUGCAACAACCAGGUCUUCUUCAUCGAUACCUCCGGAGCGCUGUGCUCGCGAUCUGCGGGGCAUGCGAUAGAUAUCGAAGGCGAGAGCCCCGUGGUCCGCCACCGGAGGCCCGUCAGCCUUCCAUUCCCCAACGCACACUCCCACCCGCUUCCCCGCUUUGCAUACAACCCCGACACGAAGGAGAUCACUGUUGUGUUCACCGUCGACCCCGCCCUCCGCGGGGACGCGGACGCUGCCGGUGCAGGUGGGGACGCCGCGACGGCGUCGGCGGGCGCGUGGAAGGAGAAGACGUACUACCUGAGCUCGGUGCCCGUCCGGAAUCCGCCCACGAUGAUCGCGAACGCGUCGACGCUGCUCACCUCGGCGGUCACCAGCUCGCUCUCGCUCUUCGGCGUCAAGCAGACGAACGCGACCCCGGAGGAGAUCUUCGACGGGCAGAUCGACCUGACGGAGCACGAGAUCGCGGAGCAGGACCGCAACGAGGCCGAGGAAGUGGACGAUUCCGUGGACGCGCUCCGCCCGGUCAAGGUCGUUGGGCUCACGGCGGAGGAGGCGAGGAACGCGAGCGGGUCCGCGAGACUCCGCCGGCAGUGGGAGGUCCUCCCGCUGCGGAACAACAGGCACCGCACUGGGGCGUCGCGCUGA